GCGCACAUUCAAAAGAAUAUAUAAAUCGACGUAGCUUGAUCAGUCUACUUAGAAAUAUUUCUAUUGUAAACUGCACGCAAGAAUAUUGAGUUGAAAAGAUGUUUAUUCCAUUUUUCAUUGGGAUCGUGAUAUCUCAGUUUCUAAUUGCGAAUGUCGUGGGACCUCCAACUAAACCUACUUCUUCGGAUUAUGAAAAAAAAUUACUGAUAUGUAGACGUUUAUGUAUUAAGUAUACUGAAAUUGGGACUGACGUGGCACCUCCAACUGAACCUACGUCUUCGGAAUACGUACAAAAUUUACCGACACGUAGAAGAAUCUAUUUUGAACGCGACUUCGGUCAGCUACCACCUGGUUGUGAUUGUGAUGAAGUACUAAAGAAUGAAGGUGUGAAAGCGGGUUCGAAGCAAAAAACAAAGGCAGACAAACAGGACAAAAAGGUUGGUACUUCCCCUCAGCAUAGCGAUUCGAACUUAAGAGCAAAUGUGGAAAUCCUGGAUAAAAAAGUCGCAACCAUCACGCAAGAUAUCGAUUCGAAGUUAAAAACAAACUUAGAAAUAUUAGACAAAAAAGUUGAAACUUCUGCUAAUCAUAUCGAUUCAAAGUUGAAAGAAAAAUUGGAAAUAUUGGACAAUAAAGUCGCAGAUUCAACUCAUCAUAUCGACUCGAAGUUAAAAACAGGUGUGGAAAUAUUGGACAACAAAGUUGCAUCUUCUACUCAAGAUAUCGAUUCCAAAUUGAAAACAAGCGUAGAAAUAUUUGAGAAAAAAGUUGAAACUUCUUCCCAACAUAUCGAUUCGAAACAUAAAUCAAGCGUAGAAAUACUGGACAGCAAAGUUGCAACUUCCAAUCAACAUAUUGAUUCUAAAUUGAAAUUGGGAAUAGAAAUGUUGGACAAAAAAGUUGAAACUUCCGCUCAAAAUAUCGAUUCGAAAUUACAAACAGAGGUACUGGACAAAAAAGUGACAACUUCCACUAAACACAGCGCUUCGAAGCUAAAAACAAGUUUGAAAACACUAUACAAAAAGGUCGCAAGUUCCACCCAAAAUAAUGAUUCGAAGUCCAAAACAACAGCAGUACUGGACAAAAAGUCUAAAACUUCCAGCUCAAAAUCAAAGAUUCAGACAUCGGAAAGUUCCAAAUCAAAUGGAGUUCAAUUUGUUGAAAAGAAGAAAGCAGAAAUUUCGAAAAAAGGGAGUUCGAAAGCAGAAAGCUUGAAGGGUGAAAGUUCGAAACCAGCUAAAGAUGUAACCGCAUACCCGAAACCGACUUUUAAUUCGAAAACAAUUAAUAACUGGAAACCAACUUAAACGAAAUAAUGAUUAUUUAAAACGGAAACUGUGCAUGGAGAAACUAAAUAAAGAAAUUAUUCUAAUUUGAAUACAUUUAAAAGUAA
Contarinia nasturtii (swede midge) is the source of this 1393-nucleotide messenger RNA. RefSeq lists its product as uncharacterized. The record is from RefSeq and is a predicted model, not a curated record. Lineage: Eukaryota; Metazoa; Arthropoda; Insecta; Diptera; Cecidomyiidae. The transcript has 4 exons. Bases 99 to 1307 code for a protein of 402 amino acids.